AUGCGCUUCUCGUUAUCACUCUUGCCGUUCAUACAUACCAUUUCUCUCCUUUCCCUCUUCUCCGGCGCCUCCGCGGUCAAACUCAUCGAGUCAAACUCCCUCAACUCUUGCCAGGACAAUUCCAGUUUCACGGCCAGUCUUUUCAAUGUUGUCUUCACGCCAGUCAACAAAACACUCACAUUCGAUAUUGUUGGUAUUGCGUCAAUUCAGGGCAAUGUUAACUUUGCAGUUGAGGUGUGGGCGUACGGGUACAGCGUUAUAACGGAGAAUCUCGAUCCUUGUUCUUUGGCGGAGAUGAAGGGAUUGUGUCCCAUGUCCACUGGCCAGAUCGAUAUUUCAUCGAACCUCCCACUGGGCGAUAAUGCCGUCAACCAAAUCCCCGGAAUUGCUUACGGUGUACCGGAUCUGGACGCCACUGCCAGAAUCCUCAUCACCGCCGUUGAUAAUCCCGGUGUGAAUCUGGCCUGCGUGGAAGCGAGGCUAUCUAACGGACAAACCGUUGAUCAGAAAGGAGUUUCAUGGACUACUGCAGUUAUCGCAGGUUUAGCGCUCGUGGCUUCUGCUGUCACCUCUGGACUCGGACAUUCAAAUACAGCUGCCCAUGUCGCUUCCAACGCACUGUCUCUCUUUGGAUACUUCCAAGCACAGGCUAUUGUUGGUUUGACCGCGGUCCCCCUUCCACCGAUUGUUCAAUCCUGGACUCAGAACUUUCAAUGGACGAUGGGUAUCAUACAUAUGGAUUUCAUGCAGACCAUCGCCACCUGGUACCAAAAAUCUACUGGGGGAACUCCUGCCACCCUGUUCAAUAAACUCACUACAACAUCCGUCCAGGUUCUCAAGAGAUCCGCGCCACUCGUCUCCAAGCGCUCUGUCCAUGAGACAAUCAAUCUCCUCUCCGAAGCGCACGCCUUGAGUAAGCGUGCUACACCGACUGCUUCUGGAACAUACGUCGUUAGAGGCAUAAAGAGGGUCGCAUUUCGCGCCGGUAUGGAGGCAACGAAUUUCUUCAUGACCGGACUUGCCUUCUUCUGCAUCCUCAUCUGCUUCACCAUUAUCUUUGUGUCCAUGUUCAAGGGUUUCUGCGAACUUGCGGUCCGAAUGCAAUGGAUGAAAGGCGACAAAUUCGAGGAUUUCCGCAACGGGUGGUUUACGGUCCUGAAGGGCAUCAUGUAUCGCAUGGUUCUCAUUGGGUACCCACAGAUGACUAUUCUUUGCUUGUGGGAGUUCACUCAGAAAGACUCCCCUGCUAUACUUGUCCUUGCUAUUUUCUUCUUUUUCGGUAUGACAGGAACACUUGCCUGGGCAGCUCUCAAAGUCGUCCGUAUCGCACAGCGCUCGGUCCAAAUGCACAAGAACGCCGCCUACAUACUAUACUCCGAUCCAUCAGCACUCAACAAGUGGGGAUUCCUCUACGUCCAGUUCAGAGCUACCGCCUACUACUUUAUCCUCCCGACUGUGGCACAUAUUCUCGUGAAAGGCAUGUUUAUUGCUUUUGGCCAGAAUUCUGGAACCACACAAGCCAUUGCGUUGAUCAUGAUCGAGGCGAGUCUCCUGAUCGGAGCCAGUGUUAUUCGACCAUGGAUGGACAAGAGCACCAACACCUUUAACAUUGCCAUCUGCUCAGUCAACUUCGUGAACGCUAUCUUCUUGCUCAUUUUCACCGAUGUCUUCAACCAGCCGGGUCUCGUAACGGGUAUUGUGGGCGUUAUCUUCUUCAUCGUCAACGCCGUCCUCUCCUUGGUUCUUCUGGUCUUGGUACUAAUAGCGACGAUCUAUGCCUUCGUUCGGAAAAACCCAGAUGCCCGCUACCAACCAAUGGGCGACGACCGAGCUUCGUUCAUCAAGUCCCAAACAACGCUGACAACGGAGCUGGACGCAUUAGGUGCAACCGCCAGAGGGGAACUGAAGGGUGGCUACAAGCACAACUUGGACUUGGAUGAUGAUAAUGAGUCUUGGUCAACAGACUCUAUGAGAAACGCGAAAAACCAGCCUCUUCCUCCUUCAACAGCCAACUCCGGAGCCGGAACUUACGUCUCCAGAGAGCCGCCUCACUCUCCUAUUGACCCAUCAGUUCCUUUAUUCCCUGCCGGCCGUGAUUCUCCGACAAACUAUCAGAACCAAAACUCGGGCUACGCAAACAGCCCUGACGGUCUUCACGCGAACAAUAUUCCAUUGAUGGGUGGCAGACCGAACACUGCAUCGUCUGAUCAUUACCGCGACGAUUCAAACUCAAACUUAUCUGCCGCAUAUCGGUCACAACAUAGUGCGAGCCCUGCGGGAUAUAGAAACUAUAAUAACUCCAGCCCCUGGCAACGUGGUGCUGGUUACGACCAUUGA
This is a messenger RNA of Drepanopeziza brunnea f. sp. 'multigermtubi' MB_m1, 2337 nucleotides long. RefSeq lists its product as uncharacterized. Gene Ontology annotation, biological process: fungal-type cell wall biogenesis; transmembrane transport. Gene Ontology annotation, cellular component: membrane. NCBI's taxonomy places the organism in Eukaryota, Fungi, Ascomycota, Leotiomycetes, Helotiales, Drepanopezizaceae. The record is from RefSeq and is a predicted model, not a curated record.